This is a messenger RNA of Cladocopium goreaui, 3171 nucleotides long. NCBI's taxonomy places the organism in Eukaryota, Dinophyceae, Suessiales, Symbiodiniaceae. The record is from the annotation of a GenBank genome assembly.
AUGCAGAGAUUUUUGAGCUUUGGCUUUGGCCUUACUUUGACAACAUGUCGCUCCGACCCACAAAGCGAGGGCGACACCUUCAGCACUUUAUUGCCUUGGCUGAACUUUCGACACUUUUUGGAUGGUAGCACCGUGGGCACCAUUGGCACCGUGGGCACCGUGGGCAUCGAGGUUGGGGCAACGUUUUCAAAGCCGCGGGAAGUCCCUCGGCGUCGCGAGUUGAGUCUGGAAAUUUAUCAAAAAGAGUUCGAAGGACAGAUUCCGGUAGUGGUGGAAGGAGCCUAUGAUGAGAUGCCUUGCUUGAAGGAUGGCUGGAUCGAGGAAAACAUCAUGAAGCCUUUCAAAGAUGAGCGUGUCGUAUUCACGGGCCACAAGGAGAAUGAGGAUCGCAUCAUGGGAACCAAGCUGAAGACUUUCCUCAAAAAUGUGAACAAGAAUUCUCAAUCUGCAUGGUCCUACCUACGUGAUGAAUUCUUCCUCCACAGACACCCUCACUUGAUUACUUCUUGCCCUCCACUUCCCCCCUUCUUGAAAAACCAGGAUCAAUUUGCCCUUAUGCCUCUGAAAUUCAUGCCACCGAAUGCAACCCUACUUUGGGGCGGCAGAUAUUCCCGAUCAAAGCUGCACGUGGAUUCGUACAAUUGGACAGGCACCAACGUGGUGAUCCGCGGUGAAAAGUAUUUUCGCUUGAUACCGCCGGGUCACGAUGAGAUGUUGGAGGUGGUGACCAAGAGAUGCCACAUGGCUUUGGAGUGCGUGAGCUAUGAAUCUACCAACGAUCUCUUCGAAAAGGCCGUGCCUCCAGGACUGGUGAAAGUCCUUUGGGAGACGAAGUUGCAGAAAGGCGACGCUUUGAUCAUUCCUUCGGGCUGGUGGCACCAGGCAGUGAAUUUGGGCACAACGCUUGCCAUGGCCAGUGGUCUCAUCACGCCGCGAAGUGGCUCCUGGUCUGCGGUCGCUGAAGUGGUGCGCUUUCAUUCCAAAGUGCACCCAUCGUGGAGAUGGGGCAAGCUGCCACGUCCACCUGAUCCACCUGACGCGACCAACGCCGAUGCAACGGAUGCGACGCGUCGCUUUCGUCGAUUUAUCAAUGCUUUGCCGGAAGGAACUUUCAAAGCUGCUGAGAAGUUUGUCAAAGAGAAGAGUGAGUUCCAGCAGCGUCAAGAACUGUGCAAGGCGGCAUGCAUCAGCGAGUCCUCACCUGGAAAUUGUUUGGUUGUGGCGGAAACGGAGCAAAGCCAGGAACUACAUCAAGUGGUGUUCGGCCAAGCCUGUUGGAAAGAGGAGGAAAAGGGCACUUGGAUGUUGCAUAGCACAGUUGCAAGGCAGCAUGGGCUCCACCAAAGAGAAAAUCCAGAAGCAAAUCUCGAAUACGCAAAGGAGAAGAAGGGAGACGAGACAGAUAGCCAAUGGCAGGUUUUUCCAGGGAAGGUUCCAUGGAUUACCACCACACCAUCUCGUAGAACUACCCUGGGAGUAGAGGCUAUGCAAGGAUCAAUGGAGAAAGAACUGUUGGCAGUUCCUCAGCCUGUGGUAGCUCCAGUUCAGCCGCCCCUUGCCGAAGCCGAGACUUCAUUUUUGACGCGGGAAGAGAUCAAGCUCCUGGACCACCUUCGUGUGUUGCAAGAGAUGGGAGUCGAUUUGGCCGAGAGCAUGACAGCGCAGUUGGAGAAGCUUCAGUUGAAGGAGUCGCAGACUACAGCUGCAAAAGCUUUGUCUCAUGGCCACUUGAAUCGAUUUCACAAAUUGCGAACCCAAGUCACUACAGCUGGGAAAAUCCAAGACGUGGACGCCGGAUGGGAGAAAUUCGUCCAGUCUAUCAUCAUGGAGAAGAUGCAGUCCCAUGCAGUGAUGUACCAAAAGCACAGAUCAGAUCGGCUAAUCGAAGAAGUGCCGGAGAUGCCGGUGGCAGACCAGUUGAGGCAAGCUCAGGAGCUGGUUGCCCAGGCAAGCCAAGUUGGUGGAAUGGUAGACUUGACGGAAGAGGUGGGGGACGAGCCCAUCGAUGUGGAAUCAGCACCAGAAAGCAAGGUCAAAAAAGGAUCUCUGAUGCCCAAAUUUCGAGCAGCAGCAGCAUUGCCGUCAAAGGUUCACAAGCGGGCACAUUGUGCUCAUUCAGAUCAAGAUGCCCUUCAUGCGGGACUGAAGUUGGAGCCCCUGGCUUUCAGAGAUGGAUCCUUUGGCACUGCAGAUGAGAGGUCCCGACGGGUUCUCAUCACUGCAGACACUACUGUGGACAGUUUUGGAGCGGAUUGCUUGCAGGUUUGGUCAGACUUGGGCGAUGGCCGUGUGGUCACUUUUCAUGUGGUCAAACCCAAACCGCCUGGCCUUCCCAGCAAUGUUGCUCAUGUGAUUUUGAUUCAGGGAGAAUUUCAAGGUUAUCGCCCAGCCUUGUACUAUGGCACCACAUUGCCGGUUUUGCAGCGACUUCGUGCUGGCCUUUACAGUGUUGGGGCGAAUAUUGAAGAAUUUUUGAUGUCAUCCAGCAUCCAGAAGCUUGGCUUGGACAUGGGACGGUUAUGGACGGUUUGUUGUUUGUGUUAUCAGCGAGAUGGCAUGGAGAUUUACAAUAAGGACAUGAGGGGCGUGUGGUCGACGGUGAUCAAGGGUCUGGUGAUCAUGGACAAGAAGCAGACAAAGCAGGACCCUGUCGCAAUGGAGCAGGAGAUUGAGGAAGAACAGCCUGCAAUUGCUUUCGCGCCACAGCAUCAAGGUCAUUUGCAAGAUACAGUUGAUGAACUCUUGCAGUUGAAUGGAAAUGAUGGAGCAGGUGACGUCGAGUUGGGAGUAGUGGUUGAGCCUCAGCCUGUGAACACUCAAGCAGGAGGUGGAAUCCCAGGCGGUGUGCUUGCUUCUCCGGGAGCGUCCGCUGCGGCUUUGCAACCAGGCAUUGUGCUUGCUUCUUCGGGAGCAUCCACUGCGCCGUUGCAACCAGAUCCAUUGCCUUGGACGGCAGUUACUUUUGGCUUGGGCCUUGUUGAUCUUGGACGAAGAGGUGCCGAAUUCGAUCCGUAUAACAUUCCGGCCUUACUGGAAAGUAUCUUGCAAGCAUGGAAUGAUCAUGCUGCGUAUGGCAAUCUGGUGCUGUUCAACGUUUACCCUCAACCCAUUGGUGCCGUAGGGCCCAAAGCGAUCGCGAUCAUUGUGGAAACCGACAUGCCAGAUGCAUAG